Messenger RNA from Trachemys scripta elegans, 3622 nucleotides. RefSeq names its product poly(ADP-ribose) polymerase family member 11 (gene PARP11). Gene Ontology annotation, molecular function: NAD+ poly-ADP-ribosyltransferase activity. The record is from RefSeq and is a predicted model, not a curated record. The transcript is spliced from 11 exons. Lineage: Eukaryota; Metazoa; Chordata; Testudines; Emydidae. Bases 478 to 1470 code for a protein of 330 amino acids.
CGUUAGCGGAAGGAAGCGCCCAGCUUGGGGCAGUGACGUUGUGGAGCGGCGGGGCCCGGCCCCGGCCCGAGGCCGGCAGUAUGUGGGGGGCGGCCGAUGCGGUGUGCAGCUGUCUUGACGGGGCAUGGAUGGAGAUGUGAUCACAACUGUAGCUGGUUUCGAGUCCACUAAUGACCUUUAAGCACAGUGCCAAGGCCUUGAACCGACACUGGAAAUGUGCUGGGAGGACAGUGGUGAUGUACAUGAGGUUGUCCAUUCCAGUUAGGAGUUCCAGAUUUUCAGCCUUCGCAAGUCUUCUCGUUGAUGAUUUCUGCAAAGUAGAAUGAAUGCUCUGCCAGUGGUUGGUGCUUGAGUACAAUGUUUGGAUUAAUGAGUGGGAGAAAAAAAACAAGCUUUCCUGAUUUGUCAACUGCCAUUGGCUCCUUAACUGUGAAUGAACUAGUCAUUGAACUGAAUUAGUUGAAUAAACUGAAAGAAAUGCUUCAAAGAGCAUCAGAAGAAUUCUCUCCAAAGAUGGAGAUUCCUGAGGAGGAGAUGGAUACAACUGAUACCCAAUGGGGCUGGUUUUACUUGGCUGAAUGUGGCAAAUGGCAUAUGUUUCAGACUGAUUCAAACACUCAGUGUUCAGUUAGCAGUGAAGACAUUGAAAGGAGCUUCAAAAUGAAUCCAGAAGGCUCUGUUUCUUUUACUACUGCAAAAUUUAACUACAAGUUAGACUUUUCAGUGAUGAAACAAACCAAUCUGACUACUGGAAAACAGCGUCCAAUAAAGCGAGCUCCCUUUUCUAUCAGUGCUUUCAGUUAUAUCUGUGAAAAUGAGGCUAUCCCAAUGCCUUCACACUGGGAGAAUGUAAAUACAGAGGAACCGUAUCAGCUUAUUCCUUUGCAAAAACAAACAAAUGAAUAUAAUGAAGUUUCUAGUCUCUUUGGGAAAACAAUGGAUAGCAACCGAAUUAAAAGAAUUCAGAGAAUUCAAAAUCUAGACUUGUGGGAGUUUUUUUGCAGGAAAAAAGCUCAGCUAAAGAAGAGAAGAGGUGUCCCUACCAUUAAUGAACACAUGUUAUUUCAUGGUACCAGCAAUGAAUUUGUAGAAGCAAUAUGCAUUCAUAACUUUGACUGGAGAAUAAAUGGUAUGCAUGCUGCUGUGUAUGGAAAAGGGACCUAUUUUGCAAGAGAUGCAUCGUACUCCAGUCGUUUCUGCAAAGACGAUAUGAAGCAUGGAGAUACGUUUCAAAUCCAUGGUGUCAAUCUGCAACAUCAUGUGUUCAGAACGUAUAAAGUUAUGUUUCUUGCUCGUGUUUUAACUGGAGACUAUGUCAUCGGAGAUUCCAAAUACAUGAGACCUCCUUCAAAAGAUGGGAGCUUUGUGAACUUAUUCGACAGCUGCGUGGAUAGUACUUGGAAUCCAAAGAUCUUUGUUAUCUUUGAUACCAACCAAAUCUACCCUGAAUAUUUAAUAGAGUUCUGUUAAGUUUUGCAAGGAGCCAAACUGAAUAUUAGGUUGGUUGUGAUGGAUGGUCAGUAUGUCUUUGCGAAGGAAAUAUAACUUACAAUUCUUUUUUAAAUACACGGUGGUGAACAGGGAUGGAGAUGUGAAGGAAAAUCUGGCUUACAUCUGUAAAAUCCUUUUGGCUUAAGGUUGGUUGUCCAUCUGUUAGUCCUGUAAAUAAACGUUGAUGCUUUUCAUAUUUAGGGUUUAUAAAAAAAUUUAAUAUGGCUUAGCUGAGCCUUAAUUAAAUUGGACAUUUAAUGUCUUCAAAGAAUUCUUACUGCUAUACAUUUUUAAAAAUAAUACAUAUGUAUUUAUCUAUGUGUAAAAUAUAUAUUUAUGCGUAUGAUACAGUAUGUGUACAGAUGAAUAAUCUUUUAUAAAGAUUUUAUUUAUAAUUUUACAAAAUGCAGGGGGCUUAAUAGUUAUUGGUAUAUUGCAGUAUGUAUUACUUGUAGAUUGGAGUUUAAAUCUACAGAACAAUCCGUCUAGGGAAAGCAAAGGUCUGGAAUCCUAGAAUAUCAGGGUUGGAAGGAACCUCAGGAGGUCAUCUAGUCCAACCCCCUGCUCAAAGCAGGACCAAGCCCCAGUCAGAUUUUUGCCCCAGAUCCCUAAAUGGCCCCCUCAGGGAUUGAGCUUACAAUCCUGGGUUUAGCAGGCUAAUGCUCAAACCACUGAACUGAACCAGCUGCUAGGACUAAAUCUAGGUCUCAUUCUGCUUCAAGCAACCUUGCAAUAAUGCUGUGCAACCUGUAAGUUGAAGUCUGGUUGUGACAGAAUAAUAUACCUGACAGCAGUUGUGGUCAGUAAUUAGGUAGGUAUUUAGCCCUCGAGUCCUCUGCUAGGAUCUCUUAUGUGAUCUAUAGAAUUGUUGUUUAAUAGUAAAAUGUGUUUUUUGUCAUCUCCCCUCCCUCCCUUUGAAAACGUGUGUGUGUGUGUGUGUGUGUGUAGCCGGCUUCUGUUUGUAUGCUACUGUCUUUCUAUAGCUUGGCUGGAAUUUUAAGAUGCACUCGAUGUUGACAUGACUCUACUUCCAUUGAAGUUGAUGGUAAUACUCUAUUGAAUUCAAUGGAAAAAAGAAUUAAACCAAAAUGAAGGGCUUCUAAAAAUUCCAUCCCUUAAUUUUUCCCUAUGUUUCAUGACUGGUUUUAGUAAUACUUGUAUGUGCUGUUUUUAUGUAAACCAAGUUUUCUUUCCAUUUGCAUAGAUGCAGAGUAUGGACUGUUUUUGCCAGGUAGAAUCUGAUUGGGGAGGAGAAGAGGGACCAGAAGAAAGAUCAGAAAGACCUAAACUCCCGAAGAAGGGGGACUGAGGUGUUAAAUGAGUAAAAACACAUUGGCCUUCCCUCAUGAGACUGCCUCUUUGGAUCCCUCCUCUUGGAUUCUUGCCCUGUCACACAGACCUUAGGUAUACUCAAAGUUGUGUUAGCUUUCUGGCAUGGGAGGGAGCAUAUUACUGCACAUGCACAGCCUGGCAUUAUGACCCAGCUAAUAGAGACAUGUAUCCCCUCCUCCCUAAGUCCUUUAUCUGUGUCUGUUCAUGGACUCUUGCAGUCACACCACAUGUUGGUUAUUUGUGUUCUUUGAAAUUUCUGCGAAACUUUUCCUUGACUUAUCUUCUUCAGCUGUUCAGGGCAGGGACUGUGGCUUCCUUUGUGCUUGUACAGUACCUAGCACAAUGGGCCUCCUGAGUGGGAUCUCUGGGUGUUAUUGCAAUGAUAACCAGUGAUUGGUGCUAUAGAACGGUAAACCUUCACUAAUCCACAAGCCUUGUAAUACACGCAUGCACACACAUUAAGGCGACAUCUACACUGUGAGCUAGGUGUGUGAGUCCCCUGCUCAUGUGUACAGACUUGAGCUAGCAUGAGUAUAAAUAGCAGUGUAGCUGUGGUAGCAUGGGUAGCAGCCAUGGAGGAAUGACUAAGCCAUCCCAGUGUGAGUAUGUGUACACAAGCAGAGGGAAUCACCCCUAGGUUGUAGUGAACCCUCCCGACUUCUCAUCAGAGACUUACUAGCAAAUGCGGUAGGGUGUCCUCAGACUAAGUCCUCUUUAUUUUUAUAAAAUAUUCUACAAUACAUGUACUUCGACAUUAUGAAAUUAUAAGAAGUCAAAAUAAAAAAAGUUGUACCCUUUU